CCAGUUCGGCGGCACGUGCUGGCGGACUCAAGAGCUCUGGGUGAGGCAAGUGGGCAGUACAGCCCCAUGCCGAAGACCCAGACCUGGUCCUGAGGACUGGCGUAACAGCCCAGCCCCGUGGGCGACCUCGCAUCGUCUCCCCUGCUCUCUGAGCACCUCACGUGUGACAGGCCCAGACAGCGAGGCGGCCCUCGCGGGGUCCCCAGUCUUUACGGCGAACAGCCCAGACAAUGAGCGACAAGCUGGACUGCGAAGGCCCGGAGCCCGUGGAGGGCUGCAGCCUGGACAGCAGAGGUGCCCGGGGCAGCCCUGCGGCCCCAGCACCCCGGGAGGAGGAGGAGGAAGCUGGCGCGGCUGCAGGGCCAGGGCCGCAGCUUGGGCUCUAUAGCUACAUCAGAGACGACGUGUUUACUUCGGAGAUUUUCAAGCUGGAGCUGCAGAAUGUUCCUCGCCACGCCAGUUUCAGUGACGUGCGACGCUUUUUGGGCCGCUUCGGCCUGCAGCCCCACAAGACCAAACUUUUCGGACAACCACCCUGCGCCUUCGUGACGUUCCGCAGCGCUGCUGAGCGGGACAAGGCCCUGCGUGUGUUGCACGGUGCCCUCUGGAAAGGCCGCCCACUCAGCGUGCGCCUGGCCCGGCCCAAGGCUGACCCCCUGGCCAAGAGGAGGCGACAAGAGGGUGAGGGUGAGCCUCCUGUGACACAUGUUGCCGACGUCGUAACUCCUCUUUGGACAGUGCCCUAUGCUGAGCAGCUGGAGCGGAAGCGGCUGGAAUGUGAGCAGGUGCUGCAGAAACUGGCGAAGGAAAUCGGGAACACCAACUGUGCCAUGCUGCCUUGGCUGCUCUCACAGAGGCACAAGCACAACAAGGCCUGUUGCCCGCUGGAGGGGGUCCACCCAUCACCCCAGCAGACUGAGUAUCGUAAUAAGUGUGAGUUUCUGGUUGGCGUUGGGGUGGACGGAGAGGACAACACAGUUGGCUGCCGGCUUGGCAAGUAUAAGGGUGGGUCAUGUGCCGUGGCUGCCCCCUUUGACACCGUGCACAUCCCUGAAGCCACCAAGCAAGUGGUGAAGGCAUUCCAGGAGUUCAUUCGGUCCACGCCAUACUCGGCGUAUGACCCAGAGACAUACACAGGCCACUGGAGGCAGCUGACUGUGCGUACCAGUCGUCGUGGCCAGGCCAUGGCCAUUGCCCACUUCCACCCCCAGAAACUAAGCCCUGGGGAGCUGGCAGAGCUGAAGGCUUCCCUAGCACAGCACUUUGUGGCAGGGCCAGGCAAGGCCAGUGGGGUGACCUGCCUCUACUUCGUUGAAGAGGGACAGCGAAAGACUCCCAGCCAGGAGGGCCUGCCCCUGGAGCAUGUCGCUGGGGACCGGUGCAUCCAUGAGGACCUGCUUGGGCUGACCUUCCGGAUCUCUCCUCACGCCUUCUUUCAGGUGAACACACUUGCGGCUGAAGUCCUCUAUACAGUCAUCCAGGAGUGGGCCCAGCUGGAUGGGGGCAGCACGGUGCUGGAUGUGUGCUGUGGUACCGGCACUAUUGGCCUGGCCCUGGCCAGGAAAGUAAAGAGAGUCAUUGGGGUUGAGCUGUGCCCAGAGGCCGUGGAGGAUGCCUGGGUGAAUGCCCACACCAAUGAGCUGAGCAACGUUGAGUUCCACUGUGGGAGGGCUGAGGACCUGAUGCCUGCCCUGAUUAGCAGACUGGCCUCCCAGCAGCUCGUGGCUAUCCUGGACCCUCCCCGUGCUGGCCUACAUUCCAAGGUGAUCCUGGCCCUCCGCAGAGCUGAGAACCUCAAGCGGAUCCUUUAUGUCUCCUGCAACCCCCGGGCAGCCAUGGGCAACUUUGUGGACCUCUGCAGGGCCCCAUCUAAUCGUGUAAAGGGCACCCCAUUCCAGCCUGUCAAAGCUGUGGCCGUGGACCUGUUCCCACAGACCCCACACUGUGAGAUGCUCAUCCUAUUCCAGAGGGUGGAGCUCACCAAUGGCACAGGGAUCCUGGGGCUCCAGGACCCUCCAAGCCAGCCCCUACCAGGGCCCACAGAUGGUACCCCACAGGAAAUUGGGGCCUCUUCCUCAUCCUAGGCCCUGAGACCAGCAACAGGCAGUUCUUUCAGAGCAGGGCCCUAUAAUGGGGCCAGAAGGCAAAGGGACUCCCACAGCCCUGCCCAGGGACCCCAGGGUGCUCAGAGGCAAGCAGCUGGCUCCCACCAGGACCGGCCUGUUGCCAUGGGCUUAGGGCUCUUCACUCUGACUGGGAAGACAGGUGGGCUCCUGUGGCCUGUUCCCCACCUGUGCCCUUACCAGAACAGCUAAGUCCUGAGGGCUGGAAUAAACAGUGCUAAACUAA
Messenger RNA from Otolemur garnettii (small-eared galago), 2349 nucleotides. RefSeq names its product tRNA methyltransferase 2 homolog A (gene TRMT2A). Gene Ontology annotation, biological process: RNA processing. Gene Ontology annotation, molecular function: RNA binding; RNA methyltransferase activity. The record is from RefSeq and is a predicted model, not a curated record. The transcript has 12 exons. NCBI's taxonomy places the organism in Eukaryota, Metazoa, Chordata, Mammalia, Primates, Galagidae. The coding region runs from base 231 to 2084 and encodes 617 amino acids.